Messenger RNA from Colletotrichum acutatum, 1425 nucleotides. RefSeq lists its product as uncharacterized. The transcript has a single exon. Bases 1 to 1425 code for a protein of 474 amino acids. The record is from RefSeq and is a predicted model, not a curated record. Lineage: Eukaryota; Fungi; Ascomycota; Sordariomycetes; Glomerellales; Glomerellaceae.
AUGUCAGAGCCAGUCCGCAAGCUCUGCUUGGGUUCAGAUAACAGGUCGUUCGCCCGUGCCCGCAACGCCCGGCUGAUCAUGAGUGACAAGAUCCCGGACAUGACGUCCGAUGAUGAGAAGCCUUAUUGUAUUUGGUACCCAGACAUCGCUAGCGAGGAUACCUACCGGGUCUUGUCAACGCGCUACCCCGAUAUGCGAUAUCUUGUUGGGCGGGCGUGCGCAGUCGCCGGGUAUGCCGAUCUGUACAGCGAGCUUCAUCUUCUUCCGGAGGUCUCUGUUGCCGAGGAAGCCAGGGACAAUUCCUCAAAGAAAGGAUCCAAGGUCAUAUUUGACUGUAUCAUGCUUCAACCUGUCUGUUACGCUAUUCUCAAUGACUACACCCGCUCAAGCAAUACAACGAGCCCAUUGUCACCUGCGUUCAUGAACGGCGAUACGGCAGUCCGGUCUUCCUUGGACUUUCGACUUGGGCUAAAGGAUUGCAAGGAGUGGGGAAACCAUUACUUCAACAUCACUGAGGACUUCCAAGUCGAUGAGUUCUCAUCAGAGAAGACUAACAUCGAGGAAGUUGCCCCCGGGCACAUCGCGCUCUUCUAUACUCCCCUCCUCUCGCACUUACCGACUACCAACAAGGAUGCCUUGAUCCUCAUGGCUGCUUAUGAGGGCAAUAUAGAGCGCUAUGUACGCUUGCGCCGGCCUAAGAUGCUCCAUGACGAACAAGCAGCCGUCAUCCGCGGCAUCUACAACAAUACCACCUUUGCCAAAUGGUGGUCUCUCCAGAAACUAGAAUAUGGCAACCACGCAAUCAAGACAGCCGUCCUCGCCAGAUUCAUCAUGGUGAACGAUCUGUCGCAUAUCGCACCUGACUCUCCAACUGAAGCUGCCAUGCCACAUUUGAUAUGGUGGCCCUUGCUACCUGCGGAAGCGACUUUGAGAGAACUUGUCCGCCGUCGGCCUGAUAUGAACUUGCAAGUCGCCAUGGCGUGUAUCGCGGGCGACUACAGGGAUUUCUGGGACGAACUUGCGCCAAAGCCAUGCUCAGAGCUCCUGAAUCAGGCAACACAGAAGGAGGAACGAAGUUCAAGGUUUCCGCAAAGUCCGAGAUACCCAGACAGCCCCAACCGAAACUACUACGUUGAGUACCUCGAGAAGAGAGCCAGGGCUCUGGGCAUGGAACCCAUUGAUCUACCACGAACAUGUUCUGAGUGCGACGACGCGGCGGUUCGCGAUAAAGAGCCCACAACAACAUUUCUUGACCCGUGGAUAAUUGCUCGUAGGUACGCGAUCGUGGACUCUAAUCCUGACGAGUGCUACUACUGGGGCGUCGGGGGGCAGCCCAAUGCCACGAGUUGGGAGUUGUGUAUCUGCACGAGUGAAGAGAUGAGGCGGGAGGCAAGAGAUGAGGAGGGCUUGAUGUUAUAUCAAUAG